AUGGCUCGUCGAAUUGUAGCGGAAGAUUCUGAUGAAGAUGAAUUUCAAGAAACCCAAUAUUCGAAACUACAAAAUACUUACCGACAUGCUCGCGAAGACCAACGUGAGUAUACAAUUGAAAAAAAAGAUCAAUUACGAAUGCAAAGUAAAACAUUACAACAAUUAACAAGAGAACGUGAUGAAUUAGAAAAAGUGUUUCGUUUGGCUGAAAGCCUUGAAAAUCAAAAACGUGAUGAAGAAAAAACGAGGAAGCUGCAGGAAUUAAUUCAAUCGAAAGAUGAGAUUUUAAGUGAGAUACAAAAUGAAAAAACCUCAUCCAUUGAAUUAGACAAGGAGCUGCGGGAAUGGGAGAAAAAAAUGCGUCAAAAACAAACAGAACUCGGUGGUGCAAAUGCUGCAGUUACAUUUAAUGCAAAUGUUCGCAAACAAGAACGUGUUCUAGAAAAUCGAUUAGAUACUGCUUUAAAACGAUUCAAUGCUUUACUGACUACAAAUAGUUUAUUACGGUCUGAAAUCGAUAAUUUAAGAAAUGAACGAGAACGCUUCGAAAAUCUAUCUCGAAAAUCUGAAAAUGAACUUCGAGAAUUACGUGCUCAAUUAGUCGAAUGUAUCGAACGUUCAGUUACAUCUUAUGAUCAACGAAAAGAUGCCAAUGCCAAAGCUAUCCUUCUUCAAACCAAAGCCGAAACAGAUAAAUCAGCUUCUGAAGCAGAAAUGCGAGAACUUGAAAGACAAAUUUCACAUGAUCGUAAAUUACGCGAUUUUAUGAAACUUAAAUCCCAAGAACGACAAGAAGAUGAAGAACUUGUUACAUAUAGAAAACGAAAAGAGGCUGAAGCUGCUGAAAAACGUCGUAAAGAAAAAGAAGAACAUUCAGUUGAAGCAUACGAAAGUAAAUUUAAACGAAUUCAAGAGAUCAGCGGCGAACAAGAUUUAGAUAAACUUGUCGAUAAGUUUAUUGAAGUCGAAGAUAAAAACUUUGCUUUAUUUAAUUAUGUUAACGAAUUAAACAAUCAAAUUGAAACAUUACAAGAACAAAUUGCCGAUAUUAAAAAAGAAAUUCAUCGCUUUGAAGGACAAGGUGUUGAAUUAGAAGAACAACGACAACGAUUACUCGAACAAAUUGAAGAUAGAUGUUCACGUUCAGAUGGAUUAGCUGAUGAAUAUGACGAGAAAACUCGUGGAGCACGUAAAAUUCUUGAUCAAUGUCGAGCUGGUGUUGAUUCCCUAUUUAAAAAGAUUGGUUGUGAUCGUCGACAGAUUGAGAAUUUACUACAAAGUCAUGAUGGUGUGACUGAAGAUAAUAUGUUACGAUAUUUGGGUAUUAUCGAGGAGAGAACCAAUGAAUUACUCACCGCUCAAGCAACAAUCAAUGCUAAAGAGCAAAAUAUCCCACUACGCGAACGCGCUCCCAAUCUUAUUGGCGAUGGUCCCACAGGUCCAGCGCCUCAUGUUCAAGUUCAUCUACCGAAUACCGAUGAUCGUCGUGACCCAGAAGAAAGAGAAGACAAAGCCGACGAAGAACUCAAACCAUUGACACGCGAAGAAUUGAAACAGCGUGCACUCGAACAAGUUAAAAAUCUAGAACGAAAAGCUCUGCAAGAACAAAAUAAAUAUGCUGAUAUGGCACCGACCACAACACGCGAAAAGAGUUCAGCUACAAUGUCAAGAACAGGUGGUGGAGAAACUGGAAAGCCACCAACAUCUCGAGGACGUUAA
Rotaria socialis is the source of this 1719-nucleotide messenger RNA. NCBI's taxonomy places the organism in Eukaryota, Metazoa, Rotifera, Eurotatoria, Philodinida, Philodinidae. The record is from the annotation of a GenBank genome assembly.